Molecule: messenger RNA, 1602 nt
Organism: Ochotona curzoniae (black-lipped pika)
Lineage: Eukaryota; Metazoa; Chordata; Mammalia; Lagomorpha; Ochotonidae
Product: UDP-glucuronosyltransferase 1A9-like
Exons: 1
Coding region: 287-1243 (318 amino acids)
Molecular function (GO): UDP-glycosyltransferase activity
Source: RefSeq, a predicted model, not a curated record
CUAGAAUAUUGUAUGACAAUCCCCAAGUCACUGAUUGUUAGCUAAUUAUUGUCUAUGAAGAAUAAAGCACUUAUUUCAGCAAAUACUGCCCCUUGCUCACUCUUGUUCCGAGUAAAUCAUUGGCUGCAUCUUCUUUUCCAAAUUUUUUUUUUUUUUUUUGGCUGUAGGAAAUUGUGCCCCUUGUGUGGGCAGGUUUUGUGUCUAUGUUAUUCUGCAUACCGCAGUACUUGACUCUGACUCCCAGCAGCUGGGUUACUCAAGCCACAGCUCAGCAAACUGUUCUGCAAUGAAGACAGGUCUCCUUCCCCUGUGUGUGUGCCUGCUGCUGGCCUCUGGCUCAGGUGAGGCAGGCAAGCUGCUGGUGGUCCCCAUGGAUGGCAGUCACUGGUUUACCAUGCGCUCGGUGGUGGAGAAGCUCAUUGAGAGAGGGCAUGAGUUGGUUGUUGUCAUGCCAGAGGUGAGUUGGCAACUGGGACAGUCCCUGAAUUGUACAGUGAAGAGCUACAGGACGUCUCACACCCUGGAAGAUAUGGACCGUGUGUUCAUGGAUUUUGCCAGAUCUCAAUGGUACAUUCCGGUGAAAAAUUUAUUUAACCUUAAGAAGGGUCCAUUGUACAAUUUUUUUGAACUCAUUUUUUCGCAUUGUAGGAGUUUGUUUACUGACAAGAAGUUAGUGGAGUACUUAAAAGAAAGCUCUUUUGAUGCAGUGUUUCUGGAUCCUUUUAAUAUGUGUGGCUUAGUGGUCGCCAAAUAUUUAUCACUGCCAUCUGUGGUGUUCGCAAGGGGGGCAUUUUGCCACUAUCUUGGAGAAGCUACGCAGUGUCCCUAUCCUCUUUCUUAUGUUCCAAGAGGUCUGUUGAGCUUCUCAGAUGUCAUGACCUUCAAGGAGAGAGUUUGGAACCAUAUCACUCAUUUUCAAGAGCGUUUAUUUUGCCACCAUUUUUUCAAAAGUAUUUUAGAACUUGCUUCUGAAGUUUUCCCAGAGCCUGUCACGCUCUAUGACCUCUUCAGCCACACCUCAAUCUGGCUGAUAAGAACUGACUUUGUGUUUGACUAUCCCAAACCUGUGAUGCCCAACAUGGUCUACGUGGGUGGUAUCAACUGCCACGAGGGGAAACCUUUGUCGAAGGUGAGUUCCAGCUGCUUUAGCCUGGAGGGAGUAAAGUUUUUUUUUUUUUUUAUUAAUAUUCAAGAAAAACUGCUCUGCUGUGAUUUGUGCUUUAAUUUAAUUGUUCCAGUUUGAAAAAAUGUACAGUGUGGAUUUCUUGUUUGGCACAUCAACAAAUAUGGUGAAGCUCUUCUCAUUGAAAUGUUUCUGUGACUCUUGACCUCAUAGUAUAUAAUACCCAACUACAUUUCUAAAAUAUUUGUUUGAAAAAAUAAUGAGAAACUCAGUUGAAAUAUAAUUUUAUGUUGGUUUACCCAGACAACCUUAGAGAAAUUUUUUAGUAUCUUUGUAUGUAUCUGUUCAGUUUAUGUUUAUAUGUAAUGCAAAUAUCUUCCUCUGUUUAAUUAAAAUAAGGUUUGAUAUCAGGAUGGAUAUAAUGACCGUUAGCUUUACUUUGCAAUUUUACUUGCACAUCAGUCUUAAUAUUUAUAAAC